AAUUCGCUCACAACCUCUCCUUAUCAUCCCCUUCCAUUAGAAACCCUCGAAACCCUAAUCUCCUCAUCUCUUCGCUUUGGAGUAGGGAGAAUGGCUGAAACAGUGGAGCUUCCUAGCCGUCUGGCGAUUCUUCCCUUCAGAAAUAAGGUGCUUCUGCCUGGCGCCGUCAUUCGCAUCCGCUGCACAUCUACGAGAAGUGUGAAGCUGGUGGAGCAGGAGCUGUGGCAGAGGGAGGAUAAAGGGUUGAUUGGAGUGCUGCCUGUGAGGGUCACGGAAGCUGCCGCGGCGGCGGCGGCGGCGGCUGCUGUUGGUAACUUGGUAUCGCCGGGAUCGGGGAGUGAUAAUGGAGAACGGAUUGUGAAGUCAUCGGCUGAUGUUUUGGGUGAUUCUCAAAAGCAGGGUGCAAAGAACCAGGAGGAGCCUAUCCGCUGGUAUAACAGGGGUGUUGCUGCCAGAGCUCUAAGUCUAUCUAGAGGAGUAGAGAAACCAAGCGGUAGAGUAACAUAUAUUGUGAUUCUCGAGGGAUUGUGUCGAUUUAGUGUUCAAGAGAUUAGUGAAAGAGGAACAUAUUUUGUUGCAAGAAUUUCCCGGCUAGAUAUGACAAAGGCUGAGCUGGAGCUGGCUGAACAAGAUCCAGACAUAAUAUUACUAUCUCGCCAAUUUAAAGCAACUGCCAUGGAGCUCAUUUCAGUUCUUGAACAGAAGCAAAAAAUUGCAGGCAGAACAAAAGUUCUUCUUGAUACAGUACCUGUGCAUAGACUGGCAGAUAUUUUUGUAGCUAGCUUUGAAAUAGGAUUUGAAGAGCAGCUCUCUAUGCUGGAUUCUGUUGACCUAAAAGUCAGACUUUCUAAGGCAACUGAACUAGUUGACCGUCAUUUGCAGUCUAUUCGGGUGGCAGAGAAAAUAACGCAAAAAGUGGAGGGGCAGCUAUCAAAGUCUCAGAAAGAAUUUCUUUUGCGUCAACAGAUGAGGGCCAUCAAAGAAGAACUUGGUGACAAUGAUGAUGAUGAGGAUGACAUUGCAGCUCUUGAAAGAAAGAUGCAAAGUGCGGGCAUGCCUCCUAGUAUAUGGAAGCAUGCCCAGAGGGAACUACGACGUUUGAAGAAAAUGCAACCUCAGCAGCCUGGUUACAGUAGUUCCCGUGUGUACCUGGAGCUUCUUGCUGAUCUACCAUGGGAGAAAGUGACAGAAGAACGGGAGAUCGAUCUUAAAGCUGCCAAGGAACAGCUUGAUUGUGAUCAUUAUGGUUUGGCCAAAGUUAAACAGCGCAUUAUUGAGUAUUUGGCUGUUCGGAAGCUCAAACCAGAUGCUAGAGGACCAGUGCUUUGUUUCGUAGGGCCACCUGGUGUUGGGAAGACGUCAUUGGCAUCAUCAAUUGCAGCUGCAUUAAAUAGAAAAUUUAUAAGGAUAUCUCUUGGUGGUGUAAAGGAUGAAGCAGAUAUUAGAGGACAUCGUAGAACUUACAUUGGAAGCAUGCCGGGGCGUCUUAUUGAAGGAUUGAAGAGAGUGGGUGUCAACAACCCUGUGAUGUUGCUCGAUGAAAUUGAUAAGACAGGAUCUGAUGUCCGUGGAGAUCCAGCAUCCGCACUGCUUGAGGUUCUAGACCCUGAGCAGAACGGAACAUUCAAUGAUCACUAUCUGAAUGUUCCAUUCGACUUGUCAAAGGUUAUUUUUAUUGCUACAGCAAAUAGGAUUCAACCAAUACCUCCGCCACUUCUAGACCGAAUGGAAGUCAUUGAGCUUCCUGGAUAUACACCUGAAGAAAAGUUGAGAAUAGCAACAAAGCAUUUAAUUCCAAGAGUUAUUGAUCAGCAUGGGCUAAGUCCUGAUUUCCUUCAAAUUCCAGAGGACACUGUGAAACUUGUAAUUCAAAGAUAUACCAGAGAAGCUGGUGUUCGGAAUCUCGAGAGGAGUUUAGCUUCCUUGGCUCGAGCAGCUGCUGUGAAGAUGGCUGAACAAGAAUGCAUAGUUCAAGCUGGCAAAAAUGGGCAUCAGCCUACAACUUCCUUGUUAGACACAAGGCUUGCUGAUUCAGCGGAAGUUGAAAUGGAAGUGAUUCCUAUGGAUUCUAGCCAUGAUGAGAUCAAUGCUUUUACAAGUACAUCGGCACUAAUCGUUGAUGAGUCUGUACUGGAGAAAGUGCUAGGGCCUCCUAGGUUCGAUGAUAGAGAAGCUGCAGAACGGGUAUCAAACCCAGGGGUUUCAGUGGGACUGGUUUGGACUUCAUUUGGUGGAGAGGUUCAAUUUGUUGAGGCCACAACCAUGGCUGGGAAAGGAGAUUUACAUCUCACCGGACAGCUUGGUGAUGUCAUCAAAGAAUCAGCACAAAUAGCCCUCACAUGGGUGAGAGCAAGAGCUGCAGAUCUUAAACUAUCACCUGCUGCUGAAAUUAAUUUUCUGGAAAAUCGGGAUAUACAUAUACACUUCCCUGCUGGCGCUGUACCAAAGGAUGGACCAUCAGCUGGAGUGACUCUAGUUACAUCACUAGUAUCACUCUUCAGUCAAAGGAAAGUUAGGGCAGAUACAGCUAUGACAGGGGAGAUGACUCUAAGGGGCCUAGUAUUACCAGUUGGUGGAAUCAAGGAUAAGGUUUUAGCCGCCCAUCGUUAUGGGAUUAAGAGAGUAAUUUUGCCGGAUAGAAACAUGAAGGAUUUGGUUGAAGUUCCAUCAGUUGUGCUUGCUGAUAUUGAGAUUAAGUUUGCAAAGAGAAUGGAAGAUGUCCUAGAAUAUGCCUUUGAAGGUGGAUGCCCUUGGAGACAAUAUGCCAAGCUAUGACUGAACCUAAUAGCCCUCCCUCCCCUCUUUGACCUGAUGGCCUCCCUCCUGACCACCUGAGUACAAUCUCCCUUAGCACCAUCAGGCAGCUCAUAUAUGUAAUCAACUACAGGCUCCAUAGCAAUUUUCCAUCACUGGCUGAGCAAUCAGCAGAUCAUAUAUUUAUGAUGUGGAAGCAGAGUCUUUGCAUUCAUCAGAAGGUUUAUUUGAUUUGAUUCAGAACUGUAUAGUAAGCUUCUAAACCCCCUCUGAUCCAAAAUAGUGAUGAAAUGUUAUAAUGCUAAGGGCGUUUUGAUAUA
Molecule: messenger RNA, 3074 nt
Organism: Dendrobium catenatum
Lineage: Eukaryota; Viridiplantae; Streptophyta; Magnoliopsida; Asparagales; Orchidaceae
Product: lon protease homolog 2, peroxisomal
Exons: 17
Coding region: 91-2775 (894 amino acids)
Biological process (GO): protein quality control for misfolded or incompletely synthesized proteins; protein catabolic process; protein targeting to peroxisome
Cellular component (GO): peroxisomal matrix
Molecular function (GO): serine-type endopeptidase activity; ATP hydrolysis activity; ATP-dependent peptidase activity
Source: RefSeq, a predicted model, not a curated record